Messenger RNA from Gossypium raimondii (Peruvian cotton), 3368 nucleotides. RefSeq names its product NAD-dependent malic enzyme 2, mitochondrial. Bases 2926 to 3321 code for a protein of 131 amino acids. Gene Ontology annotation, molecular function: malate dehydrogenase (decarboxylating) (NAD+) activity; NAD binding. Gene Ontology annotation, biological process: malate metabolic process; pyruvate metabolic process. The transcript is spliced from 3 exons. The record is from RefSeq and is a predicted model, not a curated record. Gene Ontology annotation, cellular component: mitochondrion. NCBI's taxonomy places the organism in Eukaryota, Viridiplantae, Streptophyta, Magnoliopsida, Malvales, Malvaceae.
AACUUUCUUUUACACAACAAGUUCAUCAGCCACAACCAAUUUUGUGUGUGGUGUUGCUUAGGAAAGUGAUUUUCUAUUCUAUUUAGUAUAUAUAUAACUUUAGUAAUAUCUUUACCUUUUUAUAUAAAUUGACUUUAUAUAUUGUUUCAAUUAAGUUGGUAUGAGAUUAACUCGUAAUAUUAACUCAAUUAAACAAUCAAACAUUUUAGUUAUAAUAUAGAUGAUUCUUAUCAUGUCAUUGCAGCACUCUUCUUGCUUUUUUUUUGUUUUGUUUUGGAGUAGAUGGCACAGUUCGUUGAUCAGAUGGGAUUUUAAUGACUGACAUUGUUGUUACAUUGAGGAUAAAGAAUGGCUGCUAUGUUAUUGGAAACAAAGGAAUUUCUCUCCAUUUUAGUAUGAUAUCAAUUUAUCAAAGCUGUGGCCUUUUGUAUCAAAGUAGAUAACUCAAUUCUUCUAUUUUAGGUUGAAAUGAAUUUUGUUGAAGAGAGUUGAGAUGCUGAGAGCUGUGAAGAGGUGGUUAUGAUGGUGGCAAUAUGUCAUGUACAUGUUCUCUAGUGUGCCAUACCUUAUUCUGUAGGUUGUUAAGUAAAAUUAUGGGCAACUUGAUUUGAUUGGUGGUAGGAGGUUGUAAUGUCAUUGGGUAAGAAUUCGAAGGACAUAUGGGUAGUUCCCUAGAUAGUUGGGCACUAACAUUAGCUUUCACUCAUGUUCGCGGAAGUUGAAAUUGGUAUAACAAUUUUUUUGUUUUUUUUUUGUUUUCAUAUUGAUUUUGUUUUCAUAAAAUAGAAUUUACCUGUCUACAUCCUUUUGAUGUUAAAUGUUAAUGUAGUGUAAGCAUUUUUAAGAAGGAUUCUUUCCUGAAAAGCAAAUAAGGUUUGAGAAGAAUCUUGUUUUGUUAAGAUAAAAAUGAUUCUACUUUAUUUUUGUUGGUAUAUUUUCAGCUUACAAAGAAAGCUUCUCCGAUAUAAAGAUAAAUGAAAAUGACAUCCGGGUUUGAGUAACAUAGGACUUCACUCUUUUAAAGAUUUGGGUUUGAUCCGACUUUUUUAAUACUAUUUGACUUUUGGUUUUAAGUCUCGGAUCUUGAUGUAUGGAUGUUUAGAUCUUGACUUUGAUUUUGGAAUUUUGCAUUUUGUUUGCUGUUUUGGUCACUUUAAAAAGCUGUUUUCUUUAAUGUAGUUUCCUAUCUUUUAUUUGCUAUUUGGAUCUGCAAUUACAUAACAUCUUUUGAUCUGUGUUCCAUGUUAUGUUUUCAACUCAAUUCCUGCUUUGGUUUGUCCAAAAUUUAGUCAUUUACCAAUGUAAUAUAUAAGCCUUAGCUGCAUUUCCUAAUAAUGUUAUGAAACAUAGUGUUUUCUUCUUUUUUAUUGUCUUUCAUGUUUGAUUUGUAAAUCUUGAACUGUUGGUCGAUUUUUGGAUGCAUAUUAUGUGUGUCUAAUUGCUUUAGAGAUUAUUUUAGAGCUUAUAUUGAAGACAUAUGGCAUUUCAUUUGGUAAGUUUAAGGGUUAAAAAAUUAAAAAAAAUUAAAUGGAGAGCUGAAAUAACUUUGUUAUAAAGUUGGAGGCCAAAAACCAUUAGACCAAAUAGAAAUAAACAUUUAAAUACUAAAUAUAUAAAUAUAUAUUAGUAAUUUGAUUCAGUAAUGUGUCACCUAAGGACAAGGCAUAGUUGAAGCUGUCAAUAGAAAUCUAUAAAUUAAAAAAGAAAAAAAGUCGUAAAAACUCCCUUGGAAUCAACUUUUGUCAACUAAACACAUAAACAAAAUAAAUAAAAAACAAGUUCUGAAACAUAAGAUUGGUUGGAGAAAUGAGAGAUCUUUCUUCUUUAAUUAAUAAAUUGAGAGGUUCAAAAGGUUCAAAUUUAUGAAGGCAAGCUAUUAGCCUGUGUAAGGAAAGAGUUACCCAUGAAAUGAAUGUUUAUUUGCGAGCCAUUAUAGUGGGAAGUGGUGCAUUUAAAUGAGUGAGUUAUACAUUGCUUGAUGAGAGUGCAACUACCUCUCAUCUCUCACUAUUUAUUUAAUAAUUGUUAAAUAUUCUUAUUUUUAUAUCAUAUUCAUGUUAUCUUUUAAUGAUAUUUUGUGUCUGUCUUUUUUAUUGCUUUCACGCUUUUUAUUGCUUUUAUUGCUUUUAUUUUAUUUUUUAAAUUGAAAGUGUUCAUGAAUUAGGUUCAACCCAUUAAAAGUUAUUCCUAUAUGAAAAUGUAUAUACUUUAUCAUUAAAUAUAAAUAAAAUAAAAUGAAAUAGAGAUAGAAUCAAAUUAAACCGAUUUACUUUGCAUUGGUAUGACCAUUUUUAAUUUGGGCAAAUAAAAGAAGGCCCCAUAAGGGUUUCAUACUUAGCUGGAAAGCUAAAUAUAUGAUAAUAUAUCAUAUUAAAAUAAUUUUUAUGGCUGAGCAAAAUGUGUGUGUGUGGAUUAUAUCUUGCUGAAAAUGUUUGCUCCAUGUUAUUAUCAUAUUUUACAUUUUCAACAUUUUCUUGUGAUGGCAACUCUUUUGUCUUGUGUUAGAACUUUAAUUAUUAAAUCAAUCUGUCUCUGACAUAUACUCCCAGAUAUGCUAGAUGUUGGUACUAACAAUCUAAAGCUAAUUGAAGACCCACUUUAUGAGUAAAAUAUGUGCUUAUUUACUUUGUUAUUCAUAGAAUGGAACAUAUGAAAUGUUUGGUGGUACUUUGUUUUAUUUACCGAUUGUGGAGAUUUCUCUUGACAUGUUUCUCUUUGGGGGUUUGGACAGAUUUAGGACUAAGACAACCAAGGUUAGAAGGGGAAGAAUAUUUAUCAAUUAUUGAUGAGUUCAUCGAAGCGAUUUUAACACGUUAGCCUGAGGCUAUUGUACAGGUUUCUCUCUUUCAGAAGUGAGACUUUUGUUUUAUGCUGAUACCAUGAUGUUUAUUUGAUGGUUACCCCAUUUAGUUUGAGGAUUUUCAAAUGAAGUGGGCCUUUAAAACUCUGAAACGCUAUCGGGAAAGGUUUUGCAUGUUUAAUGAUGACGUACAGGGAACUGCUGGAGUUGCACUUGCUGGAUUGUUAGGAACUGUAAGAGCACAAGGUCGAUCUUUGGAUGAUUUUCCAAACCACAAGAUUGUUGUGGUGGGAGAUGGAAGUGCAGGGCUUGGUGUUCUUAGCAUGGCUGUGCAAGCUGUUGUAAGGAUGACAGGAAAUGCAGAUACAACUCCACAAAACUUCUUCCUACUUGAUAAAGAUGUACAAUUUUGUACCUCCUUUCUAGCUUUUUUCAUCCUAUUUGUGCAAAGCCUUUUAUGUUCUUUUAGAUAUGUAAUGUCCUUUCUCUUGUGUAAUGAAGAUGUGGAUUUUAUGAACUAAUCAUGUAAAAAUGUUUUGCUAGAAAAUCAUCUGCGGAUUUCUUUUUA